ACUGCAUUCGCGGGGCUCAAGGCAGAUCGGAUUCGGGCCUUUAUUUCUCGUCUGCAGCGCUCAGCACCGCGCCUCGAAAAUGUUUUCUGUAUGAAUUUGAGCAGCAUUUUUAUAAGAAAUCCAUCUGGAUGAUAAUCCACCUAACCGGAGGGAAGACUUGCUUUUAGAGAACAAAACAAUCUGGCCAAACACCAGAGCACCCUAGAAAGCUUAACUAAAAGAAUGCUCAUGUUUGACCCAGUCCCUGUCAAGCAAGAGGCCAUGGACCCUGUCUCCGUGUCAUACCCAUCUAAUUACAUGGAGUCAAUGAAGCCCAACAAGUACGGAGUCAUCUACUCCACGCCGUUACCUGAUAAGUUCUUCCAGACCCCGGAGGCCCUGUCUCACGGGAUGCAGAUGGAGCCAGUGGACCUGACCGUGAACAAGCGGAGUUCGCCGCCCUCUGCGGGGAAUUCUCCUUCCUCACUGAAGUUCCAGCCCUCGCACCGGAGAGCCUCGCCUGGCCUGAGCAUGCCUUCUUCCAGCCCACCGAUGAAGAAGUACUCGCCGCCUCCCCCGGGCGUGCAGCCCUUCGGCGUGCCGCUGUCCAUGCCCCCGGUGAUGGCCGCCGCCCUGUCCCGGCACGGCAUCCGCAGCCCCGGGAUCCUGCCCGUCAUCCAGCCCGUCGUGGUGCAGCCGGUCCCCUUCAUGUACACCAGCCACCUCCAGCAGCCGCUCAUGGUCUCCUUGUCGGAGGAGAUGGAAAACUCAAAUAGCAGCAUGCAAGUACCUGUAAUUGAAUCCUAUGAGAAGCCUAUAUUACAGAAAAAAAUUAAAAUAGAACCUGGGAUUGAACCACAGAGGACAGAUUAUUAUCCUGAAGAAAUGUCACCCCCUUUAAUGAACUCAGUGUCCCCCCCGCAAGCACUGUUGCAAGAGAAUCACCCUUCAGUCAUAGUGCAACCGGGGAAGAGACCUUUACCUGUGGAAUCUCCGGACACCCAGAGGAAGCGGAGGAUACACAGGUGUGACUAUGACGGAUGCAACAAGGUGUAUACUAAAAGCUCCCACUUGAAAGCGCACAGAAGAACACACACAGGAGAAAAACCCUACAAAUGUACUUGGGAAGGAUGCACAUGGAAGUUUGCUCGGUCUGAUGAACUAACAAGACAUUUCCGAAAACACACUGGAAUCAAACCUUUCCAGUGCCCAGACUGUGACCGAAGCUUCUCCCGUUCUGACCACCUUGCCCUACAUAGGAAACGCCACAUGCUAGUUUGAAUGCCUCCGUCCCCUGCCUCAACGUGGCUCCCCGUUCUCCCGGCUCUCUCUCUCUCUCUGUCCUCCUUCCCAUUAUCUAACUCAUUUUUUACAUGUACGUUUUAAUUUUGAUUCAGCUGGCCUGAAUCUCUGAAUUUAUAUCAUUCAAGCUUCCAUAUGGUCAGUAGUAGAUAUUCUCUAAUCCUCCUCUCCUUACCACGGGUCAGACCUAAAGAAUGUGAACACUUUUUUUUUUUUUUUUUUUUUUUCCGGGGAUGCUAAGCAAACCCUUCUUACAGAUACGUUUAAUGUAAUGAGAACAAGGGAACAUGUAAACUUAAAAUAACCAAUUGUCGGUUCCUCCAUGUAUUUCUCAAAAGAAUGUCAAAGUAAAUGUAUUAGAAAUACAGUAUCCAGCCUGCUAGUCCUUGCCAGGGACGUUCAUACCUCUGUGCCCUGUGAUCGUAUUUUGUGCUCGCCAGCAAGAAGGGUGGACCCUUUCCUCAGAUUAACUAGAAGUGCAGCAAGAUUUCAGGUAGGACGGUCAACUCGUCCAUUGUCCUUCACAAAUCCUGCUUGUCAACUUGGAUUUAUCACUUCAUCUAAAUUAAGUCCCUUAUACUCCUUUGUGCCUGCAGCUAGUAAGGAGGCCUCUCCACCCCUGGAGGUGAGCCAGAGUUGCUGAUUUAGGUCGGUGAUGUCUGCCAGUUAAAGGCUGGAUGCUAUACUUGGAUGGCACAGAGCCUGAACGAAGGGGCAUUCAUCAGGGGAGAAGCAGCGGGGGCAAAGGAGGAAGCCGGCCAUUCCUCCUGGGCUGGGGCUUUUCGUUCAGUGAGGUUUCAUCGUGUGGUUAGCUGUGCAGUGCUCUCCCAGAGCGGCCGUCUCUGUGUUUGGCUGUGCAGAAGCAGAGCCAGAUGCUGAUGGGGUUGUCCGUGCACCUGUCUCCAUUCCUCUGAUGUCCUUAAUGUGGAUCAUCAAGCAUUUGAUAGUAGGGACACAAAAAUAUUUGCCCAGUAAUGGUAAGAAAAAUCUUUCAGAUAAGAGUAUGGAUGAUGGCCUUUCUUUUACCCAACCUACUCACAGGGUUUUUUGCAAACAGGGAAAACAUUGAGCAGUAACCGUAUUCCCAUAUCAAAUGAAUCAUACAGCUUUUAUACAGAAGCUCUUCUGUGUGAACUGUAAGGUGCCAAGGUGGCCGCCAUUUGUGUUUGUGAUACAUAUCAUAAAUAAGGAUCUGCUAACGCUGUAGUAGAUUCAUUCAAUUUAAGACCCGAGUGACACUAUUUGUAAAUAUACCUAGUUGUGAAGCACACAUACCUUCAUUCGGGGGACAGAUUUCUGAAAAAUAAAGAAAACCACAGUUCAGGGAUUCGCAUAUUAAUAGCUCAAAAAUUCCCAAGCAUUUACUGUUGAGGAGCUGGAAAUCAAUCAUUGUCAAGUAUCCCGUCAGAAGAAGCUGAAAAUGACUCGUGUUUAUGUUAAAGAUAAAUAGCGCCAUUAUUUGGGGGAAGUUUUUUGUUUUUGUUUUUGUUUUCAAAAGCUGGCUUUUGAGCACCAUAGUCUAAAUGCCAAUAAAAAUAAUUCAUGCAUAGAAAUGUCAUUGGUCCUCAAUUUGAAGAAAGUGGGCGACGGUGGCCAAAUGUGGGUGCAUACAACGAAAUGCGCCUUCACCCCUCGAUAAAGGAUGGAAGAGAAGAGAGAAUGGAAUCCUGAAGAUUCAGCCCAGGCGCGACUCAGGAUCCAACACAACCUUAACUGGGAGGAAUACAUUGUUCAACUGUUUUUAAAACAUCAGUGAAUGAGUGAUUCUGGAGGCCUGCAAAUCACGUGGGGAGCUUACUUUGACGGCGCUAUGUUAAUAAAAGUUAGUUGUAGGGACUGUGCACCUAAGAGAUCCCACUCAUCAGCCCUCUGAACCAGCUGAAAGGAAAUGUGGAGAGACACAAAGUAAUUUGUUACCUUCUUGGCACUUGGUUGUGAUUCUCUCUCUCUUUUUUUUUUUUUUUUGUAAGCACUGCAGAAUUUGUUUAGAAUAUUAAAACAUCCUAAUUGGGCUUUUUUUUUUUGUUUGUUUGUGUUGUUGCAACUAUGACCUGAAUUGAAAGAUAAAAAUGGCUCUUGGGAAAGUAGGUAUUGUCUGUACUGUAAAUGCUUUGUCACAUUCAUGCCAAAGUGUUUGUUUCUAGAAGUGAUUCUUGUACAACACACUGAAGAAUCAAGUUGGAAUGCAAGGAACUUUUUUGUUUAAUGGAGAUAACCAGAUUAUGUGUUCCAACCCAUAUAGAAGGUAGGGGGGAAAAAAGGCAAGAAAGGGUAGAGUUGAUCAUCUUUGAAUAAUUAGCUUUGAGUGUGAGAGUCCAGUUAAUAGAAAGCUUCGUAGGUUCUCAUGAAAUCUGAUGUGUUUGUUAUGGCAUAUUUAAAUUUUGUUCAAAAGAGCAAGCAAGACCCUGCAAAGACUAUUACAUGACUAUUCAGUUUGCUUAGAUUGUGGUAACAGUUCAUUAACAGAUCCAUUUUAACUCUGAAAGAAAAGGCAACCCAGAGAAGCCAUUCUCUGUUCCCAUGCUGGUCUGCAUACUUUAGUUACCAAUUGGCUCUUAACCAAAUUUUUCUUUUUUAUAUAUAUAUUUGUAUUUACUAUGAUAGUUGAGAAAUUUAGUCUCUUAGACAUUUUUAGCUGUUAUUGUGGAAGACCUCAAAUACAGGAUAAGAUGCCCUUCAACAUGUGGUUUUAACGAUGUGCCAUGUUACUAUCAAAGGUGGUUUUAAUUGCAAUAUUUUAAAUUGAUGCGAAUGAUCUGUAAACAUGAGGUUAGUGUUGUAUAAAUUCUGUUAGAGUUUCUUUUGAUUAUUGUCCAAGUGUCGUCUUGGGGAAGUCAGAAAGUUUAAGGCUGAAUCCAUCAUAUUUUAGAGUUCUAAAAUGUGAAUCUACACCAUAAAUGGGCAUUAACGUUCUAAAUCACCUGGUAUGGAGAAUGUGUUAGCAUAGCUGUGUUCAACUAAGGAAAUGCUAAAUACGUGGAAGUUUCAAGAGCCUUGGAACAGAUUUAUAGGGAACUGUAGAUGUAAAUGUAUAUUUUAUUAAACACCCAUCUGCACUAUCAGUGUUGCACUAAUGUGGAAUUUGAAAGACUUUAUUGCUGAUACUGUAUAUCUGCACGUCAUUCCUGAUUAGAUUGUUUUAAAGACAAUCUCAAAGAUCUAAGAUUUUUAAAUAAUUUGGUUUGAUAAUAUACAGUCAUCUUGAAGGAAUUGCUGUUAUACAUGAAGUUGCUCAGAGUUGUCUUUAUUCUCUUCUUGGUCAAGGUUAACAGUUUCUAAAUGAUCGCAAAUUCACUUAAAUAAUACAUUUACAAAGCCAUUUUACAUGCAUUAAACGAGGGCUACAAUAAUAUUACGUUUUACAAAUACUAGCACUUUUUUUUUUUUUUUUUGCUGUUAUGUACUUAGUGUUAGAGGGUCAAAGUAAUCUUUCUGCUUAGCAUCUCUUAAACCAUACCUGCAACUAUAGCAGGAUUAUUACAUUUACAGUACUUUAAUACUUGUAUAAACUAUGCAGAAAUUUUUAAUAAAGUGUAAUAUAUUUUAUAAGCUAAUAAGACUGAAUGGGUAAAGGUUUUUAGCAUGCGUUAGUAUACUUGCAAAUACUGAAACAUUUUGGUAAUCUUUCUUACUAAAGAUGUGAAUGUUUAAUGUACCUUCUCUGUUUCUACUCUGUAGUCCGAUGGGAAUUCAGUAAUGACAUUUUGUCAUGUCAAACUGUGAACAUAAAUUUGUACUGUACAGUCCUCAUAUACUAUAUACAGUAUGCAAUAUAUGUAUUAUAUACUUGUUAAUAAAACCAUCAGAAUAUUAA
This is a messenger RNA of Lynx canadensis (Canada lynx), 5095 nucleotides long. It is a transcript of the gene KLF3, whose product is annotated as Kruppel like factor 3. Lineage: Eukaryota; Metazoa; Chordata; Mammalia; Carnivora; Felidae. Gene Ontology annotation, biological process: regulation of transcription by RNA polymerase II. The record is from RefSeq and is a predicted model, not a curated record. Gene Ontology annotation, molecular function: RNA polymerase II cis-regulatory region sequence-specific DNA binding; DNA-binding transcription factor activity, RNA polymerase II-specific. The transcript has 7 exons. The coding region runs from base 223 to 1260 and encodes 345 amino acids.